Molecule: messenger RNA, 29016 nt
Organism: Lymnaea stagnalis (great pond snail)
Lineage: Eukaryota; Metazoa; Mollusca; Gastropoda; Lymnaeidae
Source: the annotation of a GenBank genome assembly
AUUUACUCGACAUUAUCCGGAGGACUUUGUUAUUGUUGUAUUCUGGGAGGACGAGAAUCGACACAUAUUACCCUAUUAGGAAGCAAUUUCAUAAGGUUGCUUUCAUCUAGAUGGACAGCUAUGUAACUAUUUCUGAUAGAAGGAUUUAAACUAUCGCCGUACUCUAUUUUCAAUAUGGUGUUUGAUUAAGUGUCAAAAUCUCAGAAUCGGGCUACGUCUGCUGCUCGGUAGGCCGUCGACCAACCCAGUUUUGGAUUGGGCUCGUCGAAAAGGCAGUGACUCCCCAACUAAUUUUCUAAUACUGUGUAAUUAUCAUGGACUUGAUGUUUGAAUGGGAAUAUGAAGGGGACAGGUUUUCAUUCGAAGAUAGUGAUCGAUUUGAGGAAGAUUCUCUCUGUUCUUGGGGAAGUGAGCCCGAAAGUGUAUGCAAUAACUGGAGGGGUUGGAAAAGACAAAAUGGAGGACCCAACGUAGGCAUAAGCAGGGGUGAGUAACCUACACUCAGCUGAGAUCUCAGCAGAAGUCAAUUUUUUCCCACCUAAAUAUGCCUAGACUAGUGAAAUUGGAAUUAACUAGUUCAAUAUAUAGCUCAAGCAAGAUUUAAAGCUGUUUAUCAAUAAGAAAUAGGCAUAUAUACAUUUCUCAAGCUGGUCUAAUUAAAGUGAAUUUUAUUUUAAUGAUUUUUUAAAUCCUCAUUUUAAGUUCACACAGACACAAUCCCACUGUGUUACUAAACUCCUUUGUUCUAUUCAUUAGAAAAGCCAGUUAAUUUACUUUUCUACAGCUGCUAUGUAUGAUUAUGAGGUUAAAAGUAUGGAACAAUUGACUAUCACAGAAACUUAAGAGAAAGAUAUUUUUUUUAUUUGGCACAGAUAUUGAUUUUUUGUCAAGGAAAAAAACCAGGUUCCCACUUGCACUUAACCCAGAUAUCAGUGAGAGGGUAAAUGAGCAACAGUAUCACACCAGUUCAACAAGAAUCUUUUUUAUUAAACAUAUUUCUUUUAGUUAAACAUAAAAUAUUUAUUGUUAAAGUGCAAAGCCAAGGUAACCCUUUGUGUAAAAUCAGCAAAGGACUUCAAAUCUUGUUCCACUAUUUAUGUAAAGUAAAGAAAUUGUACUUGUUUAGUAGGCUUGACCUAGCCUUAGAAAGUAGGUCAAACAUGUAGCCCAGAGCAGAGAACAAUGAAACAGAAAAAAAACAACAUUGGCCUAGAUAAGAUUUCUAGGCAAAGGCCUUAUUAAAGUAAAAUUAAUUUUAAAAAACACAACAAAACAAAAACUUUUAAUCAAACUGGCCUUUUUAUUUGAUAGAAAUAGAAUGUAUCUACUAUAGACUAUAGACUAUUGACCUAUAGUAUAAUCAUAAGGGGUUAAGUCAUUAUAAAUAAGCCAUGAAAAAAACAAAUCUAAUUAUGCCUAGGCCUAUAGCCUAUAGGUUUGUCAUUUGUGGGUGGCAAAUGAUAGCUGUUUAUAAUACUUCUAACUUUGGUUGAUCACCACCCUGUUUUCCAGUUAAAAUUUAAGUAUUUCCAUUAAAACUUUAUGCUGCUUCAGCAUGGAUCCAUCUAUCAUUCUAUGCCAAUCUAUGCAGUAACACUUAAAAACAUAAAUAAGAUAGGGUGCUCCGAAAAUUUUACAAUAUAAGAACUAUCAGCAUCUCCACUUUUUUUUUUAGCUUAGUCUUUAUUGCUAUUUUUAUAUCGAAUUUACUUCAUGAAUAACAAGAAAGUUUAGUAAUGGUUUUAACAUUUUACAAUAGUUAUAACACUAAGGAACCUACAAGAUGAAAGGUCAAACCAGGAUUUAUAUUUAUAUUUACACAUUUUGUGAUGAAAAUUUUGAGUUACGUAAAUACCACUAAACCAGUCUCUAGUCUUACUCCAUCAUGAAAACUUAAUCUAUCAUCCCAAGUAAAGUAGGCUAAAUGAUAUUUAAUGAUUGCUGCUUUAAAUGUUAUUGAUCUUUAAUCAUUAUGCAUAUUUUGACAGUCAUUCAAUGUUAAAAUAUAUAAAUUAAUCUCUUCCAGAGCGCCAGGUUACACCAUUGUCAGAACUUGCUGCAAAAGCUGUAGCCUGUUACAUACCAUUUGAGGUUGUUGAGCACUAUCCAGAACCUAUUCCUGAACCCAUACAGUUGCGGAUUGCCUUUUGGAGUUUCCCUGAGAGCGAGGAAGAUAUACGGUAGGGUCAAAUUACUCAACAAUUGUACUCUUUGUCUCCGAAUUUAUAAUAAAUUUGUCUCCAUUUUUAUUACCAUUAAAAAACAUAUGGCUUGUUAAACAUACUUAUUAUUUUUAUGCAAUUCAAUAAUUAUUCACCAGACUGUACUCAUGCCUAGCUAAUGGAAGUGCUGAUGAAUUUACAAAAGGAGAACAUCUUUAUAAAAAUAAGAGUGUAAAAGACACAUUGCAAAUAGGUAUGUCCAUCUAAUAUGACUCUUGUUUCUUUAAAAUUUACUUUUAAUAGUAGAUAUGAAGUUAAGUUAUUUAUUUGCAUUUAUUUGGAAUAUUUAAGCUAUUUAUGGGUUCAAAAACUUUCAGGGUGACAAAGUCUUUAAGACAUAGGACAAGCAUUCUGGUUGUCCUUUGUUUAAAUUCUGGCAAAAUCAAAUGUCCUCACCAGUUCUCAACACAAAUUUGGGUUAAACAGGCAGACUUCUAUAUAGAAAGUCAAAGGAUUAAAGAUAUGACAAGAAAAACCCUGGUAUGGCUGCUAAUCACACCAAAAAAGUUUGUUGAAAUCAAAAGUACUGGAUGUGACACAUGGUACAAUGGAUAAGAAAAAAAGAGAAAAAGAUGUACUAUAUGAUACUAUAUCAGAAAACAGUUACUGGAAAAAAUGGUAUUGCUGGAAAAAAAAGCAACACUUAAUAUUAAACAGUACAGAAGAAAAGGAUGAUAAAAUGUUUUUAUUUUCAAUGUAAUGUUUAACUUCCAAUUUCACAGGAUUUCACCUAAGUGCUACAGUGGUAACUACACAGAAUGCUGCCCAAGGUCAAAGUAAAGGUUCCUUCAAUGUGGCUGUUGUAUUUGAUCGUCGUAGAAUAUCAUCCUGCACUUGCACCUGUGGGAGUCCAGCAUCAUGGUGUUCACAUAUUGUUGCCCUAUGUCUAUUCAGAAUACAUCAGGUCUUUAUAAGUUUCUGUUUCCUUUAAAUAUUAUUGUUUUUCCUUGCCUUAAAUGAGUAUACAUUUAAACAAUCUACUUUAUGGUAAACUUUAACUUGACAUGUAAUCUAGAUUGUAUCAAUUUAUAACAUUUUCAACACUGUUAAAAAGUUAUGAAUUUAGUUCUCCUGCUCUGGAGCUCUGGUUUCAUGCAUCACCCAAAUAGGUUCAUAAGAGAAUAAUUUUUUCUUCAGUAAAUUUUAAAUCAUCAUUUAUUUUCUUUUUCAGGCUAGCUCUGUAUGUCUGCGUGCCCCUGUGUCUGAGUCCCUGUCUCGUCUUCGUAGAGAUCAACUACAGAAAUUUGCUCAGUAUCUUAUUAGUGAACUUCCUCAGCAGGUUAAUUUUUGAACAAAAUUCAUAAACAAAUAACUAUACUUUGAUAAUAAAACUGUUAGAUAUUUAAAAUUCAAAGAAUACUUUUUUUUCUGUUAUACUAUAUCUGAUGAAACAUUUAUUUUACUUGCAUUCUCUUGGAAAAACAAUAUACCGUAUUUAUCGGCGUAUAAGACACACACACCAUUCGCGCCGCUCUGCGGUAUGUACUAUGGGUCCUUAACAUUAUAUCGGCGUAUAACAUGCAAACACCAUUUACCCCUAUUUUCAGGGAGAAAAAGUGUGUGUUAUACGCUGAUAAUACGGUAAUUCUUUAUUCCUUAUUGAAUGCCCUGCCUCUGACAGCUUGCAUAACCUACUUUCAGAUUCUACCUACUGCACAGCAGAUUUUGGAUGAACUGCUUUCGUCACAAGAGACUGCUAUGAAUACAGUUUGUGGUGCUCCCGGUGAGUAAGUUUAAUAUAGUGCAGAGAGGAAACUGAUACAAUGUGGUGGUAGAAGGGUUAAGACAAUACUCAGCAGUACAAGAGUACAUAUCACUGUCAAGCUUGACUCCAGUGAAAUCACUCCAGCCUUCUCGUGGGAUAAGCUUUUGAGAGACUUAAAAAAGUUAAAGGAUAAGGGAUCAAAUCUCCCAUGUUAUGCCAGCAGAAUAUGAUACUUACACCUUUGGUUUUGAAAUGACACAACAAAAAUGCAUGGCAGGGAAGGUAAUGGAUUCCAAUUUGCUCAGAAAUUGUAAAUUGUGUUUUCACUCACGAUUUCAAAUUUUUCCUGAGUUGGACAGCAGUUAUUUAUUUAAAAAAACUACAGGGUUUCUCAUUCAAAAUGUGAUUCAAAGUCUAAUGUCAUGUUUUUCUUGAAACCACAGAUCCUACUGCUGGCCCAUCAGCUAGUGAACAAACUUCCUGGUCAUUAGAUGAGUCCACAUUGCAUUCAAACAUCAAGAAAACACUUGUGAAGUUUUGUAUUCCAGCACCUAUAGUAUUUAGGUAUAAGUUUAAAAAGAAAUUUGAUCUCAAGUAAAACAUAAAAUUAUUCCUAAGCAUAAGUGCACACUUACACAUAUUAUACUUAUUUUAUUACAUGAUAUGGACUAAUAUUUUAAUACAAUUUAUAAAUAUGAAUUAUGUUGAUUCAAUGUCUAAACUGUGCAAAAAUCAUAGAGCCUUAGUAGUGUUGGAAGAUAUUGAUGGUGUCUUUUAAACAUCCUUUGAAUGGUCAAGUCUAUGUCUGCUCCACUGAAGAGAACAAAGAGUGUUUCUAUUUUGAAUACCAUGAUGGAUAAAACACUCCAUUACACACUGUUGAUGUUGAGGAAUAAAAGCCACAGAUCUCCAAAUAUGGUGAUCAGGACUUAAAGUUGCCACACGUCUAUAAAGUGAAAGCAUUUUAUUGAUGAUAAAUAUUAAAACUAUGAUUUUUGGCAACAGUAUUUAACAGUAUUAUUUUCUGGCUUGAAGUAGCUGUAUGUGCAAGCCAAGCCUAGUUAAUACCUACAUCAGAAAAUUCAAGGUUAACUAACAACUCCCUCCCAUCCUGCAUCACUGUGAUGGUUUAGCACACAGGCAAAUGAGUUAUAAAAUAGUCACACUUACUUGUACUUUUAAAGUACCAUACAUUUUAAAAUUCCAUUCCUAAUUCCUCAAGUUUUUACUAAUUAUACCACCAGUGAUGUCAACUACCUAACAGCAAGUGCACCACCAGCUGCAACCGAGUGGCAAAGCCUUUUAAGACCGCUGAGAGGCAGGGAGCCAGAGGGCAUGUGGAAUUUACUGUCAAUUGUCAGGGAAAUGUUUCGUCGGCAUGACAGCAAUUCUGUACCAUUGCUUGAAAUUUUAACUGAUGAGGUUCUCCAGUGUGAACAGGUAAACUUAACAGUUAUAAAUUCUCAUUGAUGUUACCUUAAUGUUCAAGCUUUCCUUGCUGUUGAUAAUUAAAUUCUUUGUUUUAUGAAAUAGUUAUAAGUAGUGACAUUCAUUAGAUCAGUAUAUGGCAUUUAGCAUAUUUUGGAUGAAAGAAAUUAAAUAAAUGUUUUAAAACACUAUUGAAACUUUACAUUUUCAGAUUCUUAUCUGGUGGUUUUCAACAAAAGUUUCACCAUCAAACAAUGCUACGGUGAUCCACUGCAGUAGAAGUGGUAACUCUGCUAAUGCCACUCAAAAUGCUGCUUCAAGUCUGUGUGAUGAAAUUGUUACACUGUGGCGUCUGGCUGCUCUUAAUCCCAAAUUGUCUCCCAGCCAACGACAAGAUAUGUUAGAGAAAUUUCGUGACUGGCACAUAAGCACCAUCGAAAAAGUUCGUAAAGCUAGGAGUAACAGCUCAAGUACUUCUGCAACUGGCAUAAAGAAAGGAGAUGUGGAAAUAUUUCCUGGGUUCAAACCUGCAAUUGAAGCUUGUGCCCUAACUUGGGAGGAUUAUCCUAUUCCUGGCAUAACAUACUCAGCCAAAGAUGGCUCCAGAUUCUUUUACCACUUUGGCUCCAAUAAAGCCCAUGACAGUGAGUGUAAAAAACCAUCGCGAGUUCAGCCUGUCACUAUCUGCUCCCAGGAUAUUAUAAGUACUGAUAACCCUAAUAGAAAUCUUGCUCAUUCCCAACGAUCUCAGGACAUAGGUACAAACCGGGUUUGGCCAGCAGACCCCCGCAACUCUCUACCACCUCGUCGUGACUCUGGCCAAGAUGGAGCUAUGAGCUCAGGCUCUGAAGGUUUUUGUGAGCCUGAACGAGGCUUCAGAGAUUCUGACUCUAGCGGUGACUACAAGGGUGCACAUUCAAGAAGUAAUUCUUUUGAAGAAGUGGAGUCCCCUCAUAGUUUUACUCCUAAGUCGUCCAUUCCUAAUUCCUUACAUAUAUCUCCAAAUGUCAUUACAGUAAAUUCUCCUGUAUCAUUACCUAGAAAGCAACCUUCUUUAGAAAUUGAUGUAUUUGAUGAAACUUUAGCUGACUUUGAUGCUGGUGUUGGGGACAUGGCACCUAAACAUCAACACAUGCCAUCUCUAAUGGGUGGAUGUGCUUUUUCAACUGCUAAUCCCAUGCCCGGUAUAACUACUGCUGCUGCUUCUAGUCUUCAGAUAUCAUCAGGGUUUAUUUCUCAGUCCACCUCAGCAGAUCAGACCCGUGGAGUGAAACAGGGUCCUAUGGAUUCAUUAGAACCAAGUGAUGAAUACCAAAUGUACUUUUAUGACACAAAAUCCAAGACCGGAUCGGAUUCAAAAAACAAAGAGAAAGCAGAUGAACCAAAUGUAUUUGCUGGUCUAAAAAAUGCAGAGAGCAUGCAGGAUGUAAGUUGCCAUAAUUUUAAUGCAUAUUUUGUUUAUAAAUUAUUAAAUACUUCAACACUGAAGUGCAACUACUCACAGAAUUCUUAUUAUAUUAUCAUACCUAUCGGUCUCAUUGAUUGCCAUUAGACUUCAAUCUAUCUUAAUUUUAAUCAAUAUUUAACCAUCUUUUUUACAAUUUAUUCUGUUAAGGUCUCAAAGUUUGAUGACCAACAGUUGAGUAAUGUUAUUUUAUAUUUAGGAUUUAACAGUAUAAAAGUUCUUAAACAUUUUUACAAAGGUUCUGAGGAGAUUGGUAUUGUGAUGAGGUAUGCUAACCUUGUUUCAGAAUUUUAGAAUUAGCUAAUACAUUAAAAGCUAUGUUACCAAACAUUUCUUUUAACAGCUAGGUAUUAAGAGUUGGGGAAAUCAAUGUUUGAUACAUUUUAAUGCUCAUAUUUCUUUGUCCAUACCAUUUACAGUUAUGAGUUUUCCUUUUAUGUUUUUAUUUUCUUAUUAGCUAAAUUGAAACAUAAACAUCGUUUAAAAAUUUGUUAAAUUUCAUUUCUUCUAAACUGGUUCUUAAGUCUGACCGAUAAUUAUCUUCAGAUAUUAUUUGCCCGAGCUGAAGCUCUUCAUGCUCAUGGUCACACUAAGGAAGCUUGUCGCCUUGCUCAAAGGUUAACGGAGGAAAUGCUGGACAAUCCUCCAGAUCUUCUUGCAGAGUCAGCAAGUGCUCCUUCUCCAAAAUGUGAGUUGCAAAAAUAUAAACAUGAAAGCAAAUUUUAGCACCAAAUAUUUCUUUCCCACUGGAUAGAGGCAGUUUAUGGAAAGUAAAUUAUCAGAACCUCCUGUACCAAGAUUUUCCCUUUUAUUUUAUUAUAUUUUGUGUGGGCCCAGUAAAAUAAUUUGUGUAUACAUUUUGCUUCUUUCAUUAAGUUUAUUUAUUUAUAUUGUCAUACACAUUUGUUUUCAGCAAAAAAAAAGAAGGCACUAACCAAUAUAAGUAUGCUUGCCAGUGCUCUUCUGUCCAAAGCAUCUUUUCUUAGCAGUGUAUUGUGUGAAGAUGAAGAGUGUCACCACCUUGCCUUCCAAAUAGGGAUGUUUGGUUUGGAAUUGGCAAGACCCCCAGCCUCCAACAAAGCCAUUGAGGUAAAUCAAUGGGACAUUUAUAUUGAGAUGAAUAAUACUUUUUUUUAUUACCUAAAAGAGUGAUUCCUUAAUUAAGAUUAUAUUUCUCUGAUUUAGCAUUCUUCUCUAUUUUCUCCACGAUUGCCCCCCCCCUCCCCCCCUCUACCACCCUCUACUUCUCUAGGAAGUUAUGAUGCCACACUGUUUGGGAACAACUUUCUUAGAAGUUUGUAACACUUAGUAAAUGUUUCUCAUUAAAAAGUUUUGAUCUGAUACCAUCUCUAUUUUCCUUAACAUACAUGACGAAAACAUUGUUUAAUCUAGUUAGUUGUCUAAUCCACUUAGUGGUUAAAGCCUUAUACGCUUUAUAAAUACCCCACAUUUACCUGGAUAUUACUAUCUUUUUUUAACUUUUUCUGAUAAAAAAAGUCGAAGCACUCAAUUUUAAAUUUUAAUUAUGAUAAAAAGAGAUUCUUUCUAUAUCCAAAAAUAAAUGAAGCUCACCACAAGCUAACAGCAACUUUCUAAAUAGGUAGUCACAAUACAUACAUUUUUGUGUAUCGCUCACGUAAUCUAGAUUUCUAUUUUUGACAGGUAAAACUGGCCCAUCAAGAGUCAGAGCUUCUUCAGCUUUUGAAGAAGAUUCCAUUGGGGCCUCUGGAGAUGGCAGAAAUCAGAGUUAGAGCUGAGCAACUACGAGAUGGAACACUGAAGUCCAGAGGAGAGGCUCUUCUACCCCUUAGUCUGGCCACAUUUAUAUUUGACACUUUAUGUAUACCAAGUGAGAUUUAGUGAUGACUCCAGUUAAUUAACCACAAACUAAAAUAAAGAUACAUUUUGCCUUUUUUUUUUGGCUGCGACUAUUCGCACACGGGUACCAGAAGUGAAAGGUUGGGAUUAAAAAACUAUUUAAAAUAUUUUUAGUUGAGUUUAUAAGACAAAAUGAGGUAUCACAUGAAAGAUAACUGAAUGUACUAUAUGUUUGUAAACUUACUUCUUCAGUUUAACUAAAAUAAACUACCACAAAUGACAUCCAAAUAGCAUUGGUCUAAUGGGACCCGGGUGCGAAUGGCAGCGCUGCGUGUCCGGGGCCAUUUUGACUAAAUGCUAUUGGGAUGUCAUUUUUGGUAGUUUAUUUUAGUUAAACUUUAGAAGUAAGUUUACAAACAUAUAGUCCAUUCAAUUAUCUUUCAUUUGACACCUCAUUUUGUCUUACAAACCUAACAAUAAUAUUUUAAAUAGUUUUUUAAUCCCAACCUCUCACUUCUGGUACCCGGGUGCGAAUAGCCACUACGUUUUUUUAAAAUUAAAAUUUUUUAAAAAUUAUUAUUAAAAAAAAAAAAAGAAUUAUUUGUAUUUAUUGACAGAUUUUUUUGGAACUUAACAGUUUUAUAUCCUAUUACAAAAAUAGUCUGAAAUUGAUUAAUUUAAAGAUUUUGAACUCUUAUUUUAGAAUUCAGUUUUCCAAAUUGUAUUAUUUUACAUUAGUUUUGUGUGGGUUAUAUUAUUAUGCUAUUGAAAAAAGAUUUAAUUUUUCUCAACUGUUGUCAAAGUCUGCAUCAAAAGUCUACACAGCAAUCUUUCAACCACAAGUAGAAGUAUGUUUAAAAAUUGAUCAAAAUUUAACAAAAUGUUUCCAUUAUUUAAGAAUGUAAAUAUGUUUGAAGAAAAUAAAUGCAAUGCUCAAGGUGCUGGUUACCAAAAUCUUUAAGAUAAUAAAGAUAAAUGACAUUAAAAUAUUUGCUUAUCUUUAUUAAUUUAAUUUAAUUAAUUGAACAUGAAAAUGAAUGUCACUAUAAACACAAAGCAAAUGAAUUCUCAGAAUUGACAUAUUUCAAAAUUAAUUUUUUCAGGUAACUUAAAUUUUUUUAAAUGUUUGUUUCAGCUAACAUGUUCUACACACAGGAGGAAAAGCUUGGAUUUGAAGCUGCUGUAACUGCAUUAGGUUUGUACACAAGUACUUUCUCUUUAUUCUCAGGGGACAUUGAUUCCUUUUAAUGCCAAUGCUCCAUAUUUUUGUAUCCUUUCUCCCUGGGCAUACUUUUAUUUUGAUUGUAAACUUUGAGACAGUGAUCUCUAAAUAAAUUCCAUUAGUGACAUAAAAUAUAGUUACUUAAAAUGGGUUGGUUGAUUGAAGUAAGCCUUUGAGAUAAGUAAAAAAUUAAACAAAGUAGACCUUUCUUUAAGACUUAACUGAAGACAAGAAAUACUACCACUUUCCAUGAUGAAUGUGUAUGCAAAAUGUCAUCAAUAAUAUAUAUAAACAAAAAUAUAUGUUCAAAUCAAUAUAUUUAUGUCCUUGAUGCUAUUUCAUUUGCAGUGAAGUCAAAUAUUUAUUUAAUUUGGUUGAUAUUGAAAUUUUUUUGAUGAAGCACUCUGAAGUGUUGUUAGCUGACAUGUUCUGAAUUUAAUAAUAGCAUAUACUGUGAUUAAUCUCAAUAAAUAUAGAAUAUACUCUGAAAAUGAAUUUAGUUUUCACUUUGAUGUUAAAUUCAAUAAAUAUAGAAUCAAUGUUAUUGAUUUUAAUAUCAUUUGCAAAAUUAACAGGUAUGAAAGCCAACAUAGCGGAGGCAGAUCACCCACUGUUGUGUGAGAGUACAAGAAGACAACGAGGCGAGCUGGCUAUCUCCAUGUUGGUGCAGUAUAAAGAUGAUUCAGUCAGACUGAGCAAAGUAGGAAAAAAAAAGAUUCUCUUUUAAAGUUUUUUUAAUAAACUCAAAUUGAAAAUAUAUUCAAAAUUUAAAUAUUUAUCUUUAAUUGAUGAAAAAAUAUGUUAUUGAUAUUUCUCAGUCACAACUGUCCCCUUUUUAGAAAUAAUUUAAAAUUUGCAAUGCUUAUUGCGUUCAAUUAAUUUAUUUUACCUUAUUUUAAGCAAGGCAAGGCAGAGAGUAAAUAAUAAAAUACAUGAAAGCUUUAUAAGAUGGUUUGAAACAUGCAAUAAUUGUUUUUGUUCAGAUUAUGGAUAAGUUGUUGGAUAAAGAAGUUCAUCAGCAGUAUAAGGCACCAAGCCUGAUCAACUACAUCUCAGGUCACAAACAGCCAGCAUCAUCAUCUCACAAUACAGCUGGGUCUUCUUCAAACAGUGGUCAUCACAGAGAUGGAAGUUCUGCUACGGGACACAGAUCUCAUGGGGGUAAAGGAGAUUUUGAAAAACUAUUUGUGCCAGAGAGAGGUGCAUUAGGAGCUACACCUGGAGGUUGGCAAUGGUUUACUUUAAUCAUUUAAAGCAAUACCAUAUACAAAGUUCACAUUUUCUGCAAAACUUCAAAGAAUUUUUAACAACUAUUUCUGACAGAAAUACGUAUAUUUUAAUUUUAGUCUUGCAACAUAAUUCAUAAAGUGUGAUUAUGUUAGGAAAAAAAUGUUUUAAUAAGAUUACUUGUCAGAUAUUGUUUGUAAAUUGUUGCUUUGAAACUGCUGAUCAAGUAAAAAAAAUUCAGAAGCAAAAAAGGCAAUUAUUCAAUUUUUAUACAAGAGAGUUGUGCGGAUUAAUUUGCAUAUAAUCAGUAAUUGGUUUAAUCAGUCAUUUUACUGAUUAAUCAGUAACCCCUUUGAACAAUCAGCUGAGUGACUUUUAGUUAUCAAAAAAGGUUAAAUGUAUAUCGAGACAUUACAACAUUAGAAUCUUGGAUGUUUUUCUUGAUUUGAUACAAUUUUUAUCCAAUCCAGUAUGUGCAAGUCUCUAGGUGUGGUAUCAAACAUAUAAAUGUCUUUUUUUGCUUGUUAUUUUUUAUUUCCUGUUACGCCAUAAGUGUUUACAAAAUUACCAUGUGAGAUCAGGUUGACCUUUUUUGGAUGGUGAAAAUGUGCAUACUUUAGCAAAUUUUUUUCAAAAAGUUUUUCAAACACAUUGAUACCAUUGAAUGCUCAUAAACAUGUGUAUGGCAAAAGUUACCCUGGUAUUUUGCUCAUCAACUGUAGCAUCAACAUUUAGAUGACAUCAGCCUCGAUGUCAGCAUUCGAUUUAUUAAUGGCACACUGCUAACCAGAGCUGGUUGUUUCAUCUUUUCAUGUAGGCAAUUAGUGGAUUAUUAUCUCUGCCCUGGUUAAAGGGUCAAAGUUUUGGGAAUCAUUGUUACUCCAAUUACUUUUUUUUUUACUCUGGCUGUAAUAAUACAUUUUUACUCUUACCAAAUAGUAGCUUUAUAUAUGUGUAUAAUUAUGAAAUAUUAUAAUACAUUACGCAACAUAUAAGAUAAAAAAAGACUGGUAAAUAAAAAAAAUUAAACUGUUUUGAUAUCCACUUAUGUCCAGGAGCAAGUGUUGAUACUCGUACUGAGAGAGGAACAUGGCGCAAUGGAGAUGAACGGCCAGACUCUGGGACCAGUACUGACAAUGCAUCAACCCCUGUAGCAGCAUCAGCAAACUCCACUCCUAAUGGUGGUGCCAGGCCAAAGACAACAUUUUCUCUUAGAUAUACAAGGUAAUUUUUGGAAUGGAUUCAUAUUUUACAGGAUGCUCAUAUUGUUGCCCAGGGGGCGAGAGGUGGCAUUUCAAGGGGUAUAUAGAGUGGGUUGAAUUCAGAAGUUGAAUACCAAAAUUUUACUCACUCCGCAAAGGUCAAGGUCAAAUUCUUUUCAUACCAUAAGAUACCUUGUCCACUGCACUUUCAGAAAAUAUAUGCUUGUAAGGGUCUGGAAUUUUGUCAUUUUCGACAAGCAUAUGAAAGUGUUGAAAAUGGCUGACGCUACAGAAAAAUGUUCUAGACAGUUAUAGGGUUAAUAAAAAAUAUUAGAUAGCCAUUAUUGUCACAUUUUAAAAUAUAUGGGUGGGAGGAUUAGUAAAACAAUUCAUACAAGGCUAGUCAAUCAAUAUGUAAGUGACACAGUAUAAAAAAAGUUUGGGAAACACUGAUAUAUUAGAUCCUGGAGGAUAUUAUAAAAAAAAAAUGAUGCAGUACAAUUUAUAUAUUCAUUAAAUGCAAAUGUUCAUUCUUGAUAAACUUAAAACGAUGGGAGCUUUUUGUACAAUUGUCUAUUUUUUAAAAUUCUUUCAGUGGGCGUGACACAGACAGCUCAGCAAUGGAAGAGGAAGAUGAUUUAAAAGCCCUUGAGGCUAAAAUCAGAUGCAUGGGAAUGAAAAAGAAACCGUCACAAGGUAAAAUUUUAAAGAAACAUUUGCAUUAUAUGUAAUAUUUUAAUAUUUUGACAGUUUACAUAAGUAUACAUAUAUAUGUAAACCUUCAAAUACUUGCCAAAAAAUAUAAAUUUCUUGGAAUAAACAUAUAAUACUGUCACAGAGCGGUUGUUGUGGAGGAGAGCUCCGGUCUUGACUUAUCACAAACGUUAUUGAUUCAGUAGUGGUUAGUACAGGACUGCUCCUCUCUGUGAUUUAUAUGUUGAGUAUCUAGGCCAGUGGUUCUUAACAUGGGUUUGAUCGAACCCCAGGGGUUCAGUGAGUCAGUCUCAGGGGUUCGGCGGAGCUCCAAAAAAAAUUUAAAAAAUGAUAUUAUAUCUUUCCUAUUAAGAAGGGUUUGGUGAAUGCACUUAUGAAACUGGUGGGGUUCAGUACCUCCAACAAGGUUAAGAACCACUAAUCUAGGCAUUGGACAAUGCAAAACACAAGAUAUGACUUGAAUGAACACUAAACAACUCAUACUCCAGGUGUCCAGAUGAUGGAAAUAAUAUGUUUAUUACUAAUAUAACAAGUUCUUCUAUAGUCCUCACUGAUUGUCAGCUAUCUAUAUGAAUCUCUAAAGCUAUGACUUCUAAGUCUCAACUAUUCCUAUGUCCAAAAAUAUUAACACUUCACUACAGUACUUGCCUAUCCCUUAUUCUAUUUUUGAUUACAGUUAUUAACACUAAAUCUGUCACUUAAGAUUCACCAUCCAUUAAUCUCCAACGCUUAAAACCAAAACAUAUUCUCUUCUCCCUGUAAGUCGCCUCCGAGCUCAUUCAUCAUUUAAUAAACGUGGUGCCGUAUACGGGGAAGUUCUGAACAAAAAAACAUUAUUGCUCACUGACACCAUUAUCAAAAGAACACAUAAUAAAAUCCUAACAAUUUCCGCCCACCCUAUAAAUUACCCGAAGUAGCAAUGGAUCGCUGUUGUUAAACCCCACCCCAGUCAUUUGUGACAGAUACAUAGAGUUUUUAUAUAGAAAAAGUGGGGACAACUGUUUUUUCUUUUGUAAAAUAAAAGUUAAUAAACUUCUUGAUAUAAAAACUGAUUUGAAACAAGUAUAUGGACUCCCAAGUAAGUUCGGAUUCCUUCAGUAGCGCCUUUCACUCAUUUCAACUUGUUGAUCUGCUAAGGAAUGGCAAGCAUUGACAGCAGUGCUCCAGAGACCACAUCAAGUGACAACUCUCCAACACUAAUUAGAAGAAACUUUGGCAAACAUCAAGGUCCAGGCAGUGACAGUGGCAGCAGUGGGGAGAGUGACUCUCUUGGUUCUAGCAGCAGUGGUGACAAAGGAGGCAGGGUCAUUCCUAGGGAUAAUGAAAGGUUUGAAAACACUUGAAAAUUUUUUGGGAAUGUCACCCCUUUUGAGAAAGAUUUUUCACCAUCUCUCUGGCUUAUAACUAUUAAAACCUCUGAUCAUUUCAAAAAUAGAAGUUCGCAGCUUCCUUGUAGUAACAAAAUCUUUAAAAAAACAAAAACAGCAUGCCGGUUUCAGUGAGCCUCCUAUCGUUCUAAAGAUUUAAUUGAAGAUAGGAAAUUUAGUUUAUUUGAAUCACUCUAUCUUUGUUAUUAGAUAAUAUUUGUUAUAUAUUUUCCAUUCAGUCCACCAAGCCCCUACUUGAAUCGCAUGUUGUUACCUCAGGCUCUAAUGGACUCCAGGAACCAAGUCAGCGCCAAGACACUAAGGUGAUUUCAUGUCAAGGAUAUCAUUGAAAUCUACAAUAGCUGUUAAAAUAAACCUGCAGUGCAUUAAGAAUUAGACCCAUUGAUUUCAUAUCUAAUUGAAGGGUGCAAUGUUUUGUCAACAGGUACAAAGGCAGACAGAGGGUGAUGCCAACUGUUCCCAACCAGCCCAGCGAAGCAGGCUACCACUUCAUGUUUGAACUGGCCAAGACGGUGCUCCAGAAAGCUGGUGGCACAUCUUCCACAUCCUUAUUCACUCAGCCCAGCAGCAACACCAGUCACACCGGUCCACACAGAAACCUGCACUUGUGUGCUUUCCAAAUUGGACUCUAUGCCUUGGGGCUGAGCAACUGUGUUUCUCCCAACUGGCUGUCUAGGACUUAUUCUUCUCAUGUAUCUUGGAUUACAGGUAAAAAUACAUUUUUUUGGGCAUUACUUUCCAUUGUUCACAUUUUAUGAAUGAAAUAUAGUUUAAUUGUAAUUUUUUUAAAAAUUUGAAAAAUAGACAAACUUUCUUACAUCUUAUUAGUUUGAAAUAUGUUGUAUUUUGACUAUCACAACACUUUCAGUCUUUAAUUGGGACAAUAUUUGUUGAUCAGAAGCCAUUACUAUAAAAAGCAGCACUUGAAUACAAUUGGAGCUAAUUGUUUGUAAUGUUUUCACAUCACUUAGUGUUUUGAUCAAAGGGCAGUUAUGGAAAAAAUUAAACUAACUUUGAAACUUAAGUGAAUAGAAAAACCAGUUCAUUGUUAAACUUAGCCACUCAUUUCAGACCAUGGGGUUUAUUGGAUACAUUUAUUGGCAAGCUGACAUACCGUGUUGUGCUGCACUGCACCAAUCAUAUUAUUAACCCUUGUUUAAGAGGGGUUUUUAGUUACAGUUGUUUCUUUUGCAUUCUUGUCCAGCUUUAGAGAUUGUACACAGGAAUGUUAUUCUAACUUUAAAUAGCCUAAAGAGCUGAUGAAGCACACAAGUCAAAUUAUUUCUUGUUUUUAUAUGCAUAAAACUUAGGUCAAGCAACAGAAAUAGGAAGUGCUGCCAUCAGAAUGAUAAUUGACACCUGGGAAGGUCACUUGACACCCCCAGAAGCAGCUUCCUUGGCUGACAGGGCAUCCAGAGGACGUGAUCCGUACAUGGUCAGAGUGGCAGCUGAGCUUGCGCUUUCAUGCCUCCCACAUGCACAUGCACUCAAUCCUUCUGAAGUACAGAGGGCUCUGUAUCAGUGCAAAGAACAGAGUAGAGAUAUGCUUGAGAAGGCUUGUUUAGCCGUAGAGACUGCAGCAGAGGGAGGGGGAGUAUUCCCAGAAGUAAGCUAAAUAUUACGUUAAAUCUUAAUAGUAAAAUUUAAGGUUUUAUUAAUAUUAAGUCAUGUGUUUGCAGCAUAUAUUUGUGACUAUUUUAAGAAAUGUAUUCAGAACAUCAAGGACUGUUUCAGCAUCAAUAAUCUUUAUAGUGAGGAUAUUACAUGCUGAUGCUGGCAAUGGCAGUGAAAAGUAUUAAGGUGUAAGUUUUAUAAAAAUAUAAUACACUUCUGCUGGUUCUAAAAGGAUAUAUAUAUAGAUGCAUCAAAGAAGGUGAUGUCUGCAUUUGUGCUAUCACGCAUGGACUACUGCAAUGCUUUAUGGUGAGUCUUCCAGCUACGCUCCUAGAUAAAAUUAAAAAAGCACAGAAUAAUGCGGCUCGCAUUGUUCUUCGCAAACGCAAAUUUGACCAUGCUAAAACACUUCUGAGAGAUUUGCAUUGGCUGCUGGUCCGCGCUAGCAUAGAGCACAAAAUUGCAACUCUGUGCUACCGCUGCUUGCAUGACCUGGCACCGUCCUAUCUCAAAGAGCUGCUGACGCCUUAUGUACUCACUAAACAACUCCGCUCAUCUUAUAGUGGCACACUCUCGAUACCACGUGUUCGCCUUGAGACUUACGAGCGGUGUACUUUCACAUUUUUGCUGGCCCAACAAUUUGGAACACCCUUCCUGUCGCUCUCAGAAACAGCCAGUCACUGGAGUCUUUCAAAACUGAUUUGAAGACAUCUAUUUCGCAAACACCUGCUGGGAUGAUGUUGUCUAUCUAGCUAUUAUCUUGUGGAUGUGUAUUGGCCUGUGUUUUUUAUGGUUGUUAGGUAUGAUAGAAUUAGAAUGGGUAUUCUCGUAUAUAGUUUUUGCAAUGUUGCAUUUUGUAUUUCAAUGUGGUAUAUUAUAGAUUGUUUUAUUUCUCUUUUAAUAUGCUAGACUAUGUACCGCGCUUCGAGCCUUUGGGGAUGAAGCGUGAUUUUCAAAUAAACUUUAUUAUUAUUAUUAUUAUUAUUAUUAUAUAUACUGACUGUUAGUUUAUGUAAACUCUUUCUUUAUGCUUGGGAACUUUGCUGAUUGCAGGUCUUGUUUGAUGUCGCCCACCAUUGGUAUGAACUGUCUGAGGAGGCCAGUCAGAAUUCCCCUGACUCUGUUGAUGGUAGUGACAGCAGCACUCAUACACUGAGGGCAAGGAGAGAGUCUGGAAGCCCUGCCUCCCACACUUCAACAGAUCCUGGGUCAUCCAGGUUUGUAUGGUAACCACUACUUUCAAUCAUUUAGAAUUUUGUAGGGGAAAAGUGCAAUAUAAAAAUUAAUAGCUGCCUAUUGUUAAAAACUUUUAAUUGCUUUUGAAAUUCUCAUCUUCUAAAUUUUUUUAAAAAAGAUAAAAACCAUUGCUGUGUAUAGUUUUAAUAUUGGAUAGUAUUCUAUUAGCAUUUUAUUGCAACCAAAGGCUACAAAUCUUGUAUUUCUCUCUAUUUCAGCAGCGAUCGAGCCAGCCCCAAUGCAGGAAAUGCAUUAGUCCACUUUGCAAAUAUAUCACUCCCUGUUCAUAGCAGCCAAUCCCCACCACACACCCAGCAGCAGAUUGUCUCCCCAGUGUGCUCUUCUCCACAACUUAUCCAAUCCCCUUCUCCUCACCUUCCACCCCAAACUGUAGUCCUGCUCCCAGCCACCAAUGCAGGGCCCCCUCAGAUUGGGGCACACUAUAUACAGCCUUACAGCUAUGUGCAACAGGUGACACAAACAGGCCCCCCACCAGGACCUUUCUCCCACCAUCAUUUUACACACACUCCGCCCCAUCACACAUUACAUAGUCAUGGUCUUCAUCCACACACUUACGUGGCCUCGUACACCUAUCCAGGACAGCCCAACUUUACAAGCCUCCCUCCCAAUAUAUACCAUACAGGGAGUGCACCCCAUCUGCGCUCCCUUCCACCUUCUGUUCAGGUUUUCACCACACAACCUCACCCUCACCCUGCCAUGCAUGCUAUGCACCCUGUGGAAGUAGUGACCACAAAUCCUCAGACAGGCAGCCCUGCACAGGUUCUCAACUCCACAGUGGCUGUCCCGCAAAUGCAGCCCAAUACCCACAAUCAGAUGCAGUUGAAUUACCUAAUGGCUGCAUUUCGUACUGGAAUGUUAGCAAUGGAGACCCUCUCACGUAAAGUUCACGAUGACAGGCCACAGACCAAGUAUGCCAGGAAUCCACCUUAUGGAGAGGAUGUCAAAUGGUUAUUGAGUGUUGCCAUCAAGUUAGGUCAGUAGCAAAUUGUACAUUUGUUUGAUUGUUAAAAUCUGAAAUAAAAAUGAAACUGUGAGUUGAAGACUUGAACUUUUAAAUGCAUAAGCCUUGAUCCAAAAGAAUUUUUUAUCCACCAGGCACAACAUUCCUUCAACAGUUCUGCGCUAGUGCCGUCAAUGCUGUUGUAAGUCCUUUUAUACUCUAUGACCUGGCAAUGGAGGCUGCUCGAUUUCUUGCUCGCAACAACUUAACGCAUGUACCAACACAUUUGAGAUCAAAUAUACUGAAUUCAUUGUUUCAAAAGUGUCUGCAAAUGUAAGUAUGACUAGGGUAUAAUUUUGACAAAACAAAUUAAUGAGAAGUAUUAAUUAACUUAAUAAAUAUAAACACUGGUGAUCUGUGUAUCGCUAUGCUUCCAAUAAACUGCAUAUUAAGCACCUUAGAUAAAUAUCUAACAGCUGCGCUACUUUCUAUAAGCUAAAUGAAAGUGUUGUUGAUAAUUGAAACAUCAGUUUAAUUCUUCGACAUAUGUAUAUUAUUGUUAUUUCUUUUUAUUACGUAGGUAAAAUAUUUGCCACGAUAAAAUAUGUUUUUUUAAAUUAUCUGAAAUAACAGAAAGAAAGCUACUGUAGGGUAUUGGGUUGGGAGAGGGGGUGAGAGAGGGUAGGGAUGUUGCUGGGGAGAUGUUGAUUUGGAAUUGGGGCAGGGGAGGAUUAAAGAGAAACGUUGGAAUGUAAGGGGAAGAGGAAUUCUAAGUGAAAGAGGCGUUCUAAGUAAAAGAAGUGAUCUAAGUGGAAGAGGUGAUCUAAGUGGAAGAGGUAAUCUAGUACUGUUUGUACUGGGUAAUACAAAAGAUUAUUGAGAGGGGCUUUGAGGUGCAAGUUUAGUUUGAUGUGGCCCUGGCAAAGAUAGAAUUUGAUCUUAUCCUAGGAAGUUAUGGGAACUUUGGUAUUAAGGCCAGGUAUCAGGAAAACCAAUCUUUCUAUUGAGCCUUUGGCCUGUUAUUUAACUUAUGUACUUCUCUAAUGAUUUGUUUUUCUAUGUUUAUCAUUGUAGGUAUGUUUGACUGUUUUUUAUGCUUCUAUUUUACUACUUUAUCCACUUUCUCAGUCCAUGUUAAUUAAUGAAAUAAAAAUAUAUAGAAAAAUAGAAAUUCUGACUCAGUUUAAAUAUUUUAUUUUAAUUGGUUUUUAAAUCUUAGUUGGCACAUUGAAAGUCAAAAGUGUAUUUUCUGUCUUGACAGUCAUAGCUAAAACUGACUUACCACUCGACUAAUCUUGUGCUUUACAUAAAAUUGAUUUAGACCCUUUAGGGUCAAUUUAAAAAAAAAAUUUUACUUUGCAUUUUAAAACACAGUAAUUGCAAUAGAAUUCAUAAUUGGAAAUAUUUUCAGGUUUAUACAGUGUGCCCACCAGCGAAUACACCACAUCAACAACGCAGACUAUGAUGAGUUUGUUACUAUCGUUUGUAAUGCCCGCAAUGCAUUUUAUCUGGCGCCAGGUGGAAUUGUCCAAUUCAACGAGUUGCUUCAGAGUCUACGAAGGUCCAAGUCUUGCCGCAAAGAACUGUGGCAGCGCAUUGUCAAUGGUCUUGCAAGUGGUACCGUAUGAUGGUACUUUACUUAGGAAACUUUUAUUGAACAUCUUUUUAUCCCAUUAUUUAUUAAUAACCAUGGUAUAUGUGCCCUUAAAACUAUUUAUAAAUUUUUGGGGGGAAAAAAGUGUAAAGUUCUUCAUGUGACAGAAGUUACAACUUUUUCCCCUUAUGAUUCUGCCUGUUUAAAAAUAGCGGUGCAAAAUUGUGUCAAGGACAAAAUGUUUGAGAUACUGCAGUUAUCUAAGCUAAGUUUUAUAGAAAUCUUGCAUGCCUUGAAAGGGAGCAAAAUUAAAGAACUAUCCAGGUAACAAUUAUAUUCUAAGAAAAUGAAAAAAGUUGCAAGUUCAUGAGGCUUUUUCGGGCAGGAACCAAAAGCAUUCAGCUUGGUAUAAUUUUGCACAACUAACUUUAUUUCUCAGAUAUUUAAUUUAUGACACUUAAGUGUUUUUUGAAAUGGUUGCCAUAAAGAAAAUGAUUACACAGAACUUAUGAGUUUCAUUUUUUAAUGAAAUAUUUUAACUUAUUCAUGUAAUAUUGAUGACAAAAUUUUUCAAAAUCUAUGUUUUAACUGCAGAAAAAACCCAUUCCCCCUCCCCACCCACCAAAUAAACAAGUAAAACAAAUUUCAUCACUUUAAACCAUUAAGUAUCAGCAUCCUACAUUAAAUUUACUAACAUUUUAAUUGAAAUAUUUAAACCUCUGCAAACAUCCAUUUUUUUUUAGAAACUUGCUAAAGACAUACACACAACUGAACUAAUAGACUAAAUGUUUCAAUAUUGCUUAAAAAAUACAUUACUUUGAUGUCAGUAAAUACACAUCACAUUACUUAUUUAUUAAAUGUCCAUGAGUACUACAAAUUGUUUGAAUGUAUACACAGUUUAAACCAUGUUUAUGAAAGAAGUGGAAAUUUUAUCAUGUUGUAUUUUUGUGUGACCAGUUUUUACAAAGGAAAAAAAAAGCCCUGUGUUUUUCUCCAGGCUGCAGAUGAAGUAGCUUACAAAAAUUCCAAGAGAUUUAAAACUCUAAUUUCUUGGAUUUUAUUUCAAUUUUAAAAAAGAGACAUUAAGAUUUUGGGAAAUAUAAUCUUAAUAAACCCUUUUUCUUGAUGUUUUCAUAGUUGGCAUCUGGGAACAUCUUAUUUCAUGUGAACAUCUUAAUCCAUGUGGGAGCAUCUUGUUUCAUGAAUGAACCCUUCUGUGAAUAUCUUUAUCCAUGUGUGAACAGUUUGUUCCAUGAAUGAAUAUGGUGUCCCUUUGUGAACAGAUUGUUCCUUAUGUCAACAUCUUGUUCCAUGAAUGAAAAUAUGUUCCUUGUGAACAUAUUUUUCCAUGUGUGAACAGCGUCAUGUUAAUACUUUAAUUUUAAUAGACCAUUUAGAACAUUUUCUUUUUGAAAAGUGUUUACUAAACUUUUUAGCCAUAUUUACCAGAGUACAAAGCAUUGUGCCUAUAGGUGACAUUCAUUAUCAAAAGUGUGCUCACCAAAUACAUGAUGUAAUGGGCUGUCAAAUGUAAGAAAAUAUGGCAUCUCUUUAAAAUGAUUUUUAUGCCCAGAUUCUGUAAUUUUUUUCAAAUGUGAGUAGAGAUCGUAUUAAUUGUAUAAAGAAUCAGCACCUGCAGGAGGUGAGAAUAACAGAAGUAAAUGUAGGCUUUUUCAAGGAAUAUAGCUGCACUGUUAAAUCACCCUAAACUUCAUUUAAAUCUUAGACUUGUAAAAAAAAGUAUUUUACAGGAAAGUUGAGCACAUAUUUUAAUGUUAAGUUUAAAUAAUCUCUUAGUUGUAUAAUAACUAGAAAUUUAAAUUUUAUAAUUAAUGAAUGCAUUAAAAAUGUUCUAAUUAAUGGAUGCCAGCAAUUUCAUAUUAAAUUACUCAAUAAGACAGUAUUGCAGAAAUAUUACCUUAAUGUAGAUACAUUAUUAACAUUAAAUGCACUUCAUUAAAUUUGUUGUGUUUUCUUUUGAACAGGAUAUUAAACAUUUAAAAAUAACAGCAAAAAAUACAAGCAAUGAAAUUUAUAAAAUAUGAAUAACAAGAAUAUAUUCGUGAAAGAUUUUCUACUUCCCUAUUUACUCACCAUAUUAACUUACUUAUAUAGUGUGUAGUUCUGAGUGUUGGUUAACUGCUCUGAAUAUUUUAUAAAAAAUAUUGUGUUGUUGAACUGAACUCUUAGCCUUAGAAGUUAAUUGGUGUGUAAUGUGGUAAUGUAUAAAUAUUUCUUAGUUAAAAUUCAUUUUAAUUAUAUGUAUCACCUUUCAUAUGAUUAUUUAUUGUCAUAUCCAUAUUUUUAUUUUAUCUUUUUUCAUCUCAAUCACACAAACAGAAAUGUAUAUAUAUGUAUAUAUAUAUACACAUACACAUUUGUACGUUUAAAUAUAUAUACUACUUUCCUACAUGAUUAGAUCAAGAAAGCAAAAUGCUGCUUUAUGCAACAAUCUGAACUUAAUAAUAAAAAUAAAAAAAUAAAAAGACUGAAAAAACAAACAAAUGGAGAAGCUGAUUUCUUAAUCUAAUCAAAUCAUAAAACUGUUCCAUUUAUUUAUACUGACAGAACUUUGUUUAACCUCUGGGGAUACAUGAAUCUUAAUAAAUUAUUUUGUUGCUAAAAAUCCAUACAAUUGUAAGAAAUGUAAUUUAAACAGUAAAUAAGUUAUGACACCUUUUCACAUUGUUAUAAAUUAAAAAAAAAACCAACCAGGUACAUUAAAACUUAGAUAUUUAACACUACACCUAAAUCUUUUUAUUGUGAUGUUAUUGAAUAAAUAACACUACCUCAUAUGCACACUCAGAAAAACAAACUGAUUAUCAUUUAAAAAAAAAAAAUCUGCAUGUAACAAAUUAUGGUCUGAUAGAUUUGGAAUGGUUGAAGAUGGAAAUCACUAGUGCUGGAAACUGUCUGAAGCAAAUGAACCAAUAAUAAACUUGUUAAAAAGAGAAUCAUUGGAAUCAUUUUAUAUUUAAUAUUACAAUAUCCAUUAUUCAAGAAGAUUCAGUUGCUUAAGAAGUUGUAAAGCCUUACCAAAAAUAUAACUAAUGAGCCUUUUGCGUAUUUUUAUUUUUGCUUGAAGUUAGUAGCAUGCCAUGGUUACUGUACAAUUUAUGGACAUUUUAAAUAAACCCCAUGAAUCCAACACAGAACCAAAUAGUUUGAUUAAACAAGUUUCUAGAAACUUUAAAUGAAAGAAUCCUAAAAAAAGAAAAAUCCCACAGGAUGUACUAUUUUUAUUGAAGGCAAUCCUGGACCUAGCUGGCAUCUGUCCUAAAGUCAAUUUUUAUAACUGAAGCAAGUCAGUCAACUGCUGGAGUUCACAGGAAAUGCAUAUUUGAACCCUCCUCUAUGAUAGGUAGAAACAAUCCUAAUGCACUUUAUGAGCAUCUCCUACCAACUACACUGUAGUUGAACUGUUGCAAUAUUUCUUUAUCAGAGAAUGUUUUGGAAUGAAAAAUAUUUAAGAAAAUACUUUAAAGGUACUUUAAAGUGCGAUAACAGCUGUAGCUGACCUAUUUUGCCACCAUUUUAGAUGAACUUUUGAACUUCUCCUUCCUGUCAGUUGUCAUUCAUUGCACUCAUCUUCUGUUUAAUUAUAACAUAAGAUUCAGCGUAGACAAACACAAGUUUAACCACCAGUUACAAACAUUUUAACCCUGUUUUGUUUCCAAUAGUUUCCCUGUUGUCUAGAAAAUGAGAAACCCGUUGAGCCGAAUUUAUUUUAAGAAUUAAUUAUUUGGUCGAUCCCAAAUAGAGUAAACAUGAUGAAACUGUCUAUUUAUUUUAACGUCAUACAAUUUUAUCAUUAAUGAAGCAAACAAUUUUACCCAUGCCUUUAAUAUUCUAAGUGCAAAAAAGUUGCCAUAAAUUAUAACUUUCCAUUCUGUUACCUUUGUAUUUAUUUUAAAACCCCAUUGUUUUUUUUAACAAUUUGUUGGCCAUGUAUGACAAAUUCAGUUCUAGCAGUUUGUCCUUUUAUUUUAUACACAUGUUUAUAACUUAUUAUUUAUUAUUUGUGUUUGUGUGCGUGCGUGCUGUGUCUCAAAACCAUUGCUGUCUAUUUAUUUUAUAUUUAUUCCAAAUUUUUAAAUUAAAAAAAAAAAUAUUGUUUCCUUAGGUUUCAGUGGAAAUUUUUUUAUUUUUAGUUAUACAUUUAACAUGACUAGACAUUUAUUAGAAGUAAAUUUAGUCUGUUUAUCCUGGUCCAUUAUUAGUAUUUAACUAACAUGUGUCAACAGCUUUCAUUGAAAGACUUUAUGUGUGUUAAUCAUAUGUGUUAGGCACAGUGUAACCAAACUGUUUAAAAUCACCUCCUGCAUGACAUAAACAUUCAAUAUUUAUUUAUUUAUUUGUAAGAUAAUUUUCCUGCCUCCCACACCCGCCUUUUUUUCAUCAUUUCAUCAGUUUCAGAAUAAUUUAUUUCAUAGCAGUAUUCCUCUAUGUAUUCAAAUAUUUUUGCUCACACAAUAAUUCCUUUCAAAUUUUAAGCUUUUUAAAAUAAUAUAUAAUUUAUUAUUAUUCUUUUACAAUAAAUAAAAAAAGCAACAGAUAAACAAGAUCCAGCAAUUUAUACUUUCUGGGGAUUUAGCAAGUCUGGACAUUAAAUGAAAUAUGUUUCCCAUGAUCUAAGAACUUGAAACAUUUGAAUAAUGUUGAGAUGGCAGAUAUUUUUGUUGGCAAACUUAAAUGUUGAUAACAGGUUUUAAUGAGAAGCAAUAUUUGCAAUCAGCAAUUGGUUGAAAGGAAAAAAAACAACAAACCAACAACGUCAGAACUAUUGUGUAGACUAUCUCUUUGAUUAUGAAAACACCAUUCAGGUCAAAAUGUAUUGUUUGCUGUAAGAAGGUCAUAUCAUUUAAAGAUUAUACUUGUUCUUUGUUUAUUUUAUGUUUAAUUAGUGCAAACAUCAUUGAAAUCUUAUCUUCAGUGUUGGCAGAUUUGAUUUCUACUUUAUUCUUGUGGAUCCUUCAUUAGUAAAUGAUUCCUGCAUUUGCUAAUAUUAUAUUAUGCUUAUGAUUUAAACUUUGCACCUGUCUUAAAUAUGUGGCAUAAAAAGGUUGUGAAUGGCGCAAAAAAAAACCAACAUAACAAACUAACCGAAAUACCAUGUUGAUUUUUAAAAGAGUACAAAAUACUUUGACUUUGAAAUUUACAUAUCCUUGGUCCUCACCGCACUACAUCUCUAAUGGCAAUAUCCCUAGGAAAAUACUAACCAGGGUUCAAGAGCUUUAAACGUUGGUUCCAGCAAGGGAUCCAACACUGGCAUACAAAAAAUUGAAAAAAGAGUUGAAAUGAAACGUCUAAUUUUUCCCCCUCUUGCCAUAAAGAUUUGUCUCUGAAUCCUUAACUCUGACAGUUGAGCUCUGGAGUUAAGAUUAGGCUGCUACAAGAAAGCCCCACAUUGACAAGUUUCCAGAGUUAAAGCUGGGCUUCUGUCAGAAAUAAUCACGUUUUUGGGUUGCCAGAGCAAAAACUAGGCUUCUUUGAGAAACUCUCACAUUUAUUGGUUUUCACAGUUAAAGCUAGGCUUCUGGGAGUAAGCCUCACAUUGAUAGGUUGCCAGAGCUGAAACCAGGCUUCUUUGAGAAACUCUCACAUUUAUUGGUUUUCACAGUUAAAGCUAGGCUUCUGGGGGUAAGCCUCACAUUGAUAUGUUGCCAGAGCUAAAACAAUGAGGACCACCAAGAAAGCUUUAGCCAAUUUGUGUCAGGGCAGCAAUUAUAAAAGGUCUGCUGACCUCUGCAGUACUGGGAUGCUCUACUAUCAUCUUCUACACUCCAUUAUCAUCUCUUACAAAUUCAUUACUUACCAUACGAAAUAAGUUUUUUUAAAAAUGAAUUGCUUCAGCGAAGUAUGAUUAUCAUUUUAUUAUGCCAUUUAAACUCAAACAAUUAUCACAAAAUUAGGUGACACAUCUUACUGAAAUGACUAAUGGAGUUUAAAUACAAAUUAUUAAUACAUGUUUUAUAUUAUACAAUUUUCAAACUUGUCUUGAACCCAUUUUGAAGUAAUAGAAAUGUGUGUGUUUUAUAUGGUGUUUUCUCUUUUUUCCUUUUAAUUUAACUAUACAUAUUUUAGAAAUGACUUUUAAAAUUUGCUAUUUCAUUUUAUUAAGUCUUAUGUGAAUAUUUGACACUAAAAUGUGUACUGAUCUCAAUUUUUAAAGAAACAAAAUAUUUUAUAGUUGAUUUUUAAAUAAGCAGAAAAGCUCAUGAAGACCACCAUUUGAAUAUUUCAUGCUAUCAUUUCACCUUUGUGUCUCCCUCUUGUUUGAAGCUUAGAUUUAUAUCCUUAAAAUUAAGUCAGUCACAUCAUCACAUCAUUAGUGCAUUUUUAAAACAAAUGUAAUGUAUACAAACUGAGGAAAAGAUGUCAUCCUCUUUUAAAAAAAAAAAUCAUAUUGUAUUUUUCCUUUCAAAUUAUCAUCAUUGAUCAUCCUUAAACAAAAUGAAGUGUAUAUAAACAUCUAAGCAUUGUAAAAUGUUCAUAUUAUCAACCUCUAUAAAUAUAUAUGCUUAAAAAAUACCUAAGUAUGUAAAAAAAAAAAGAUUCUAUUUUAUGUAAUAUGGUGUUGAAUUUUACAAAAAAGUAAAGAGGAAUAUUGCUGUGGACCUUUUUAAAUUGCUACCAUUUCAUCAUCACAAUCAUCAUGUGACUGUAGUUUUCAGUCAAAUUACCUUGUCAGUGCUUCUACUACAUUCUCCUAAACUAAAAUCAGCAUUUAAAAAAAAAAAACUCAUUCAAUGAAAGAUCCCUCCAAAUACACUUAUUUCAUAUUCUAGGUAAUGAUCUACGUUAAUAACCUCACUUAAGGGAUUAUGUUAUCUUAUACCGGUAGUUGAUCUUAAAUGUCUAAAGAUGUUUUGAAUCCCACAAUUUGUGGAGGUUCUAGAAAUGAAGAUGAUUUAUUGUCUUCAAUUGCUAGGUUGUCAAAUCCAGUAAAUAAAAAAAUAAUUAAAAUUUUUGGGAAUUUUAACCAUUUACCUUGUUUCUAACCUUUUCAAAAUGUAUGUAUUUUUCUUGACACUAAAUUACUUUAAAUGAUGUUCACUUUUUCUGGGGUCAAGAUUUUAAGGUAUGAAAAACAGUUUUUUAGAAACAAAGCUGUGUAGAAAUAAAAUUUUUAAAUAGAUUUUAAUGUUAAAUUUUUACUUUUUAAAAUAAAUAAAAAAACAUAAUUAUAAUAUCCAUAAUCUAUUUGGAGGAUUUUUCAAGGAUGAAAUUCAUAACUCUAUCAAUGUUAUACCUACAGGCAUUAAAAAACUAAUAAUUGCAAAAACUUUAUUUCAGAAAAAAAGAAAGAAAAAAAAAGCAAUUGAGUUUUUAUAAUAGCUUAGUUUAGUUGUAAAAAAAUAAAGACAUUUUGAAAUUAUUGGCUAACAAAACUUCUUAAACUUCUUUCCUGAAAUUUACAAAAAUUAAAUAUGUUGUGCACAUAUUCAGUUAAAAUUUCUCUUUGCUUAUCAUUUGAAGCCAGGCACUGAAGAUGUUCAUGUAAUUUCUCUCAUUUGUGCUGACCUCCCCUGUAGCCCUUAGAUUUCUUGUAAUCAGAUAGACCAUUUGAUGUCCCUGCCACAGCACAUUAGGGCUCUUUUUAGCUGACACUUACAACAGUACUGGAUUAACUUGUAUCUUUCCUCCCGGGAUUCUUUGGACCGUAACUAAAACUAAACAUUGCUUUUAGUCACUAUAGCUCUUUAAAAAAAAAGUAGCCUCCCUGGUUGAGUGUUAAAGGGGUCAAAGCUAAAAAAUGAAAGAAACGAAAAUUAUUAAAAGAAAUUAGUUUUAAUGCUUUGAUAGCCGUUUGCAGUUUUAAAAGCUUUUGUGAAUAAAACUUUACACUUACAAUGACGGAGUAGAGAGUUAUAAAUUAACAGCGUUCUUAGUCAGUGUAAACAAUAAUUAAUUAUUGGGUUGCAAAUAUAUUUAUGAUUAUGAGAUUUUUAAAACAAAUGAUUUUGUUGGAUAGCAAAUUUUUGUAUCCCUCUCCAAUUCACCUGAAGUGAAAUGAUUUUGUGAACACUAGAAUUUGAUAUCCAAUAGCUGUAACUUAAAAGAGAUGGAGGAUUUUGAGUCUAGAAAUUAGAAAAAAAACAAUGCAGUCAAUUUUUAUAAUUAAGUAAUGAAGUUAUCAAAUAACAAAAGUCAUUUUUUGAGACAUUUGUAAAAAUUUGUUAGAAAUAUAUAUAUGGAUUUUUUAAAAAUAUUUAGAAUCCUUUCAUAUAGUAUUUUAAUUAAUGGUUGAAUUUUUUAAUUUCAACUUGAAAAGUAACGCAUGGCAUGAAUACUUUAAAAAUUCAAUUUUUAACAAAUAUUUUGACAUUUCACUAUACUUUUGGCUUUGUCUGGACCAGAAGGAACAAUAGUAGUAGCAUUACAAGUCUAAUCCUUUUAAGAAAAAAAAAAAAAAAGCAGAUUAAGUUUAAAGUUACAAAUAUAUCUAAAACCGUGCUUUGCUUUUCAAGGGAAUAAUAAUUCUGACAUAAAGGCAAGAAGCAUUAUAAAUAACAAAUCUACCUCUUGAUCUAGAGAGCAAUCCAAAAUGGAUGACUUUUUGGAUUUCUGAAUGUGAUGCUUUAAACAAGACUUAGCAUGAUAAAGAAGUUGAUUUAUGAGAUAAAUAAAACCCAAAUACACAGUGGUAUAUAUCUACCUCUUUGGAAUCUCUGUUAUUUUAAUUCAGGAAACUAAUAUCUAUUUGUUUACAUUACCUUCAUGCUAUCCAAAUUGACCUGUUAUCAUUGAAAAGUUGGCUUGAUUUGGCCUGCUGUUAUUGAAAAUGUCAUCUGCAAAUGUCAAAGAUGGCUUGAUUUGGCCUGCUAUUAUUGAAAAUACCAUCUGCAAGUGUCAAAGAUGGCUUAGAUGUUAUGAUGAAUUAUGCUGAGCUCUGGUGUGCUGUGUGUAGUAUUGUGUUGGUGUUUAUUAUAAGUUGUGUUAAAUGCUAGCUGUCAUAGGUACUCCCUCAUCUUCUAUUGGUACAUUAUUCCCACACCCCUUUUCACCAUUCAGUAUAAAUGAUAUGCCCUAUAAAGCCCCAAAAAAGUACAAAAAAGGGGCUUUUGGUUUACAUUUAUUUAGCCUGCUGGGAACUGUCUGUUUUGUUAUGAUUUUUUUUUUUGUAUUCAUAAUUCAUUGUGGUAGUUAAAAUUCAAUAUUUUUUCACACCCAUUUCCUCUUGUCUUUGUAAUUCUUCAUUAAAGUUCUCAGGCUAAAC